AUGGCUCCUGAAAAUUUCACCAGGGUCACUGAGUUUAUUCUCACAGGUGUCUCUAGCUGUCCAGAGCUCCAGAUUCCACUCUUCCUGGUGCUCUAUGUGCUGACCAUGGCAGGGAACCUGGGCAUCAUCACGCACACCAUUGUUGACUCGACCCCCAUGUACUUUUUCCUGCGACAUCUGGCUUUCAUUAAUCUUGGUAACUCUACUGUCAUUGCCCCUAAAAUGCUGAUUAACUUGAUAGUAAAGAAGAAAACUACCUCAUUUUAUGAAUGUGCCACCCAACUGGGAGGGUUCUUGUUCUUUAUUGUAUCGGAGGUAAUGAUGCUGGCAGUGAUGGCCUAUGACUGCUAUGUGGCCAUUUGUAACCCUCUGCUCUACAUGGUGGUGGUGUCUCGGCGGCUCUGCCUCCUGCUGGUCUCCCUCACAUACCUCUAUGGCUUUUCUACAGCUAUUGUGGUUUCAUCUUGUGUAUUCUCUGUGUCCUAUUGCUCUUCUAAUAUAAUCAAUCAUUUUUACUGUGAUAAUGUUCCUCUGUUAGCAUUAUCUUGCUCUGAUACUUACUUACCAGAAACAGUUGUCUUUAUAUCUGCAGCUACAAAUGUGGUUGGUUCCUUGAUUAUAGUUCUAGUAUCUUAUUUCAAUAUUUUUUUUUCUAUUUUAAAAAUACGUUCAUCAGAAGGAAGGAAAAAAGUCUUUUCUACCUGUGCUUCACAUAUGAUGGCAGUCACAAUUUUUUAUGGGACAUUGCUAUUCAUGUAUGUGCAGCUUUGAAGUAACCAUUCAUUGGAUACUGAUAAGAUGGCUUCUGUGUUUUACACGUUGGUAAUUCCUAUGCUGAAUCCCUUGAUCUACAGCCUGAGGAAUAAGGAUGUGAAGACUGCUCUACAGAGAUUCAUGACAAAUCCGUGCUAUUCCUUUAAAACAAUGUAA
This is a messenger RNA of Nomascus leucogenys (northern white-cheeked gibbon), 930 nucleotides long. Its product is annotated as olfactory receptor 8J1. Gene Ontology annotation, biological process: sensory perception of smell; G protein-coupled receptor signaling pathway. The record is from RefSeq and is a predicted model, not a curated record. NCBI's taxonomy places the organism in Eukaryota, Metazoa, Chordata, Mammalia, Primates, Hylobatidae. Gene Ontology annotation, molecular function: G protein-coupled receptor activity; odorant binding; olfactory receptor activity. Gene Ontology annotation, cellular component: membrane.